Silurus meridionalis is the source of this 2928-nucleotide messenger RNA. It is a transcript of the gene chkb, whose product is annotated as choline kinase beta. The transcript is spliced from 12 exons. Gene Ontology annotation, molecular function: ethanolamine kinase activity; choline kinase activity. The record is from RefSeq and is a predicted model, not a curated record. The coding region runs from base 35 to 1294 and encodes 419 amino acids. Gene Ontology annotation, cellular component: cytoplasm. Gene Ontology annotation, biological process: phosphatidylethanolamine biosynthetic process; CDP-choline pathway. Lineage: Eukaryota; Metazoa; Chordata; Actinopteri; Siluriformes; Siluridae.
CAAAAACAAACAUCGGUGCACAGAUCGGGCAAACAUGUACGAGAGUUGCAGUGUUCAGUUGAGCCUUUUCCGGGACAUAAUGCAGGCCGGACAAAGCUUUACAGCGUGUGCAGGAGAUGGAGCCUCAUCCAAAUCCGCUGUUAACGGUCAGGUGGAAAACCCUGCCAUCAGAGAGCUUCUGGACGCCAACGGGGAAGAGGAUUCCGAAGCGGAAUCGUACCUCGAAGGUAGGACCGAGGGGUUGGACCGGGAAACGAGGAACCGAGCGUUCACGUGGUGUCGGAGCUUUCUGUCCGGGGCGUGGAAGACCAUCACUGAGGAGGAUUUCGAGAUCAGCAUCGUAAGUGGUGGACUCAGCAAUUUGCUCUACAAGUGCAGCUUACCCGAUCAUGUGAAUCCUAUCGAUGCCGAACCUUCACCGGUGCUGCUACGCAUCUACGGGGCCAUUUUACAGGGAGUGGACUCCUUGGUGUCUGAGAGUGUGAUGUUUGCCAUUCUGGCAGAGCGUAAGUUGGGUCCUCGUCUCUAUGGCAUCUUCCCAGAGGGACGUUUAGAAGAGUAUCUUCCUAGUAAGCGCCUGUGCACGGAGCAGCUGCAACACCCAGGUAUCUCGGCUGUUAUAGCCAACAAGAUGGCCCGUUUCCACCGUAUGGUCAUGCCCUUCAAUAAGGAGCCCAAAUGGCUGUUCACGACUAUGGAGAGGUACAUGGAGCAAAUCGGCACUAUUACGUUCGUGCGUGAAGCUCACAUCAAGAAGUUCAAGAAACUGAUGAAGUACGAUCUUCCGGCCGAGCUGGUGAAUCUGAGAGCACUACUGGAAGAGACUCCAUCACCUGUGGUUUUCUGUCACAAUGAUGUACAAGAAGGAAACAUCCUGAUGUUGGAAGGCCACAAUCAGGAUUCCUCUGAUCAACUGAUGCUUAUCGACUUCGAGUACAGCAGCUAUAAUUACAGAGGCUUUGACUUUGGGAAUCAUUUCUGUGAGUGGGUAUAUGACUACACAUAUGACAAGUGGCCUUUCUAUAAAGCAAACCUGGAAAAUUACCCAAACAGAGAACAGCAGCUGCACUUCUUCAGAAACUAUUUGUUUGAGAACGAAGAUACUGCACAUGACAACCAAGCCAAGAUGGAACAGAUGAUUAUUGAAGCAAACAGGUUUGCCCUUGCUUCUCAUUUCUUCUGGGGUCUGUGGUCCAUUAUUCAAGCCAGAAUUUCCAAGAUUGAGUUUGGAUACAUGGAUUACGCCCUGCACAGGUUUGAUUCAUACUUCAAGCAGAAAAAGCUCUUCGCCUAAUCAGCGUUUGGAGAAGGUUCCUGGAUGGGAUCACAACUUAUGAGCUCACCUUUUAUUAUUUUUAAUUUUUUUUUAAUUUUUAUUUUUUUAACUAAUACUGAAAAUAACUUUUGCUGUGAAAUAGGGGUUGGUUAUAUUUUACUUCAUAAUUUCCUCAACAUUAUCUGCUUUAAUGUUCUCUAAUUAUCUUGCUUUGGAACACCAAUCUCCACAAUCUCCAUAGCAACAGAUGCAAAUCUAACCCAAACUCUUGUGUGUACAGUACAUGAUUGAUUUUGUAUUGUUUUUUUUUUUUUUUAUUUUGUUUUUUUUUUUAACACUGAUGAACCUUCUGAAUCUUGAAAGUUAACUGUGAGUCUGUGUUUGUGAGAAAGUUUGUUGUUUGUGGAGAACUGCACAGCCCAGCGCGUACCUUAACCACAUCUCAUUAUGGAUAUAUUUUUAUUUCUUCCGGCUAGUCUCUUUCUGAUCGAGUAUUAAGAAGCCCAAAUCAUGUGUUUCCGCAUUGAUUGUGUUGUCAGUGAUAAUAUAAGGACCAGGCACACAUUCAUAUAAUUCUGUUGCUUUUUCUGGCUACUACACCUACAUGUAGUAGUACAUUGUGCUUUGUCCAGUAGAUAAAAACAAAAUCAUGUAAAUUUAAGCACAUUCUUGGCUCUUUGCUUUAAGUGACUCAAAUGGUUGAAGCUUUCAUCAGAAAUGUGCAGGAAGUACUUAUGCAACUGGUAGAAUGAACUAAAAAGAGACAAAAAAAAAAAAAAAAAAAGCAAACUCCUGAAUUUGUCAGGGUUUAGUGGAUUAUUGCUGCAUUAACGAUUAACUUGCACUGAAAACUGCUGUGGUUCCUACAGAAGUUGUAACUGUUUCUAAUUGUGGUUGUGAAGGAGCAUGUAAAGGUCCUGCACUCAGAUCUACAUCUGCAAGUCAGUGUUUACACCACAAUACUUUUAGUAAAGUAAUUCGAACUGAAGUGUUAUCUUUUAUUGGAAGUUUCUUUUCUUUUUUUUUUGUCUUCUGUCCUGUCUGCUUGCAUUCUACUUAGGACUGAACUGCAUGCUUUGUUGUAACUUACUAAGAUUUUUGUCAAAUUAUUGUAGUGUUUGUAGCUCUUUAUUGAGGUGGUGUUGUUUUUUAAAUGUGCAGUGUUUGUUUGAUUAUUUAUUGACCUCUCAGUCAUUCAAAGCAGAUCAAUACUGGAUCAAACAAACAUAUGUAAUUCCCAGAAUGUUGACUGUCCAUUAUUUCUGUUUUUUGACUGUUUAAGAGGUUUCCAUUUGAAGAGGAAGCAGUUUGGCUAAUAUGCAUUAAAUAAAUAAAACAAAGAAUACUGUAUUACUCUAUAUCGCAUGUUAGACCAUACUCAUACUCUUAGUGUGUCCCUUUCUUUACUUUCCAUCAUUAGGUCUAAUGAUUUUAUUGAUUUAUCUCAUUUAUGUUGGUCUUCAAGGACUUUAACAGUAUAGAGCUGGGUCCAUUUUCAUUUAUUCUUAUGGUUUUUUUUUUGUUAAAAUUCCUUGAAAAAUGCUUAUUUUGGUCUGUAAUACACUUGUGUUCUGUGAAUUUGCAGUUUUGCUUUAUUAGGGUACUGCAGCCACUGAAACUCUAACUACAAAAUAAAACUAUUUGAAAACUAA